This is a messenger RNA of Chroicocephalus ridibundus (black-headed gull), 2077 nucleotides long. RefSeq names its product lactosylceramide 4-alpha-galactosyltransferase-like. The coding region runs from base 398 to 1552 and encodes 384 amino acids. The record is from RefSeq and is a predicted model, not a curated record. NCBI's taxonomy places the organism in Eukaryota, Metazoa, Chordata, Aves, Charadriiformes, Laridae. Gene Ontology annotation, biological process: glycosphingolipid biosynthetic process. The transcript is spliced from 4 exons. Gene Ontology annotation, molecular function: galactosyltransferase activity.
UUUAUGGCCACUUCAUUGUGGGAUCCAAAGGAUCCUGCAGCAGUGCUGGAGCAAGUCAUGCUGUAUCUGUACAUAUUCGUAAUGGAAGUUUCCAAAGCAGCCAGACAGUACAGUGCACCGAGUCUAAUAUUGGGUUCUGCGCGCAAGAGCUCUCUUGUGUAGGAGUCGUGGGGAGAGACCCCAGGGAGUGAAGCUGAGGAAGUGCUGAUUUUUUGUGAUUUCAGAAACUUGGUAAUAUCCUCUAGGUCUUUGCUGAGGCUUGCUUUCAAUUCUUCUGACUCCACGGAGUGUCUAUCCAGCACUGCAUUAGAGGAAUGAUUUGCCAGCUGUCAGGGACUUCUGAGUACAGUCUGCGCUUACAAUCUGAAAAGCAGAGGAUUGCAGGAACUGCUUGGUGAUGCUCGUUUGGCCUCAUAUCACAACAGUUGUCUUGAGAGAGCAGGCUCUGACGGGAGCGAGACUGCCCAGGAUGUCCAGCUGCCUGCCAAAACUGACCACGGCGGUGCUGAGCCACAGGCUCAGGGCUCUGUUUAUCCUCACCAUUUCUUUUGUGUUCUUUGCCUCUGUCAUGUUCCACUGGAGAACUGGGGAGGACGCUGAGGGCCAGCUCUACAGCUUGCCUACACAAAGCAGGUGUGAACAGUUUUUGCCUUGCCUUCCCAAUCCUACUGAUGGUGGGCCCCCUCAUUCCUCAGGGGAUGUGUUUUUUGUGGAGACCUCUGAGCAAAUUAACCCAAGUUACCUGUUCACAUGCUCUGUGGAGUCAGCGGCCAGGACGCACCCUGGGACAAGGGUCAUGGUGCUCAUGAAAGGUUUGGCAAAUGGGAAUGCCUCCUUACCCAACCACUGGGCAUUCUCAUUGCUGAGAUGCUUCCCCAAUGUGGAAAUCCGGCCCCUAGACUUACCAGAGCUUUUCUCAGGGACGCCUCUGGCAAAGUGGUACCUGCAGUCUGAGCACCAGAAGGAACCGUAUUUCUUACCUGUCCUGUCUGAUGCCUGCAGAAUUACCAUCAUGUGGAAAUUUGGUGGCAUCUACCUGGACACAGACUUCAUUGUGCUUAAGAACUUAAAGAACCUCACCAAUGCCCUUGGUCUCCAGUCUCAGGAUGUACUGAACGGGGCCUUUCUGUCCUUUACACCCAAGCAUGAGUUCAUGGAGCUUUGCAUGCAGGACUUUGUGGAUAACUACAAUGGCUGGAUCUGGGCGCACCAGGGCCCAGAACUCUUAACGCGUGUCUUCAAGAAGUGGUGCUCCAUCAAGAAUAUCCAGAACAACAUGAGCUGCAAAGGGGUGCGUGCUCUUUCCCCAGAAGCCGUUUAUCCUAUUCGCUGGGAGGACUGGAAGAAGUUAUUUGAAACAAUCAGCUCCUCAGAGCUUCACAAGCUCCUUAAGAACACCUACGCGGUGCACGUGUGGAACAAACUGAGCCACGGGACAAGGCUAGAGAUCACAUCCCAGGCUUUGCUGGCUCAGCUGUAUUCUCAGUUCUGCCCUGCCACAUAUGCGAAGAUGAAGGAGGACUCUGAAGAGCAGUCAAGGCCUGCAAUGUGACCUGGGGGCCCUUGGCUGCAGGGAAGUUCCCCGACCUGAGGGAAACUGAGUGCCUUUCACCUUCCACAGACUUGAUUUCUGGCCUAGGAGCAGGUAUUCUGGCUGAUGGCUCAGUGAUUUUGUACCAUUUCCGAAAUCUGCCUCGGAUCCCACGUGCUUCAAAUAUACACCAGAACCUGCUUUUGGCCUCUCUUGUUGUCCUUCAGUAGCCCUUGAUGCUGCAGGGCAGGGUGAACUUGUUCAUCGGUGCCUAUCAGUUGCUCCUCUGUUGCUGUUCUCUCAAUUGCUCCUCCUGUGUAUCAGGCCCGAAAGGCCUCUCCUGUAGUUUCAGCAGCUGUAGAAACCCUUACCUUGCUCUCUGUAACGUUUCUAAGCAUGUAAAUAAGUGCCAGCCACUGCUAUAGGCCACGGUUUAUCGGCACUUAGGACCAAAUUCCCUGAGUGGUGAAGAUUCUUACAGCUGGUGAAGUUUUGGGGAGUAUCUGAAAAUUGCUUUAAGAAACAGAAAACAUUUUAAAUCCCUGC